Molecule: messenger RNA, 1101 nt
Organism: Durio zibethinus
Lineage: Eukaryota; Viridiplantae; Streptophyta; Magnoliopsida; Malvales; Malvaceae
Product: NADH dehydrogenase [ubiquinone] iron-sulfur protein 8-B, mitochondrial-like
Biological process (GO): mitochondrial electron transport, NADH to ubiquinone; mitochondrial respiratory chain complex I assembly
Cellular component (GO): respiratory chain complex I; membrane
Molecular function (GO): 4 iron, 4 sulfur cluster binding; NADH dehydrogenase activity
Source: RefSeq, a predicted model, not a curated record
CGAUCGAAGACAUCAUCAGCAAAAAAAAUAUCUGAAAAGUGAAAAUCCCCAAUUAAUCAGGAAGGAAGGUAUUUCACUUUCUUUGUUUUACAGCUGCGACCGGCGAAGAGCAAAUCGUCUUCAUCCGUUAGAUUUCCCCUACCGACAAUCAAAAUCAAUGGCUGCGAUCUUCGCUCGUAACUCUCUCAACGCUUUCCGAGCUCGACACCUCGCUGUGUCGAGGCAAGCGUUGUUGGGUUCACAACACGAUGGGCUGCGACUCAGUGCACACUCCUACAGCACCAAGAAAGAUGAUGAGGAAAGAGAACAGCUUGCUAAGGAGAUUUCUAAAGACUGGAGUUCUGUUUUUGAGCGAAGCAUAAACACAUUGUUUCUAACUGAAAUGGUUCGAGGUCUCAUGCUGACUCUCAAGUACUUCUUUGACAGAAAAGUUACCAUUAACUAUCCAUUUGAGAAGGGUCCAUUGAGCCCACGUUUUCGAGGGGAACAUGCUCUCCGCCGAUAUCCAACUGGAGAGGAACGUUGCAUUGCCUGUAAACUUUGCGAAGCUAUAUGCCCAGCACAGGCAAUCACAAUAGAAGCUGAGGAACGAGAGGAUGGAAGUCGUCGGACUACUAGGUAUGACAUUGACAUGACUAAGUGUAUCUACUGUGGACUCUGCCAAGAGGCAUGUCCUGUCGAUGCAAUUGUUGAAGGACCCAACUUUGAAUUUGCCACCGAGACUCAUGAGGAGCUGCUGUAUGACAAAGAGAAGCUGCUUGAGAAUGGUGACCGAUGGGAAACUGAGAUUGCGGAGAAUCUCAGAUCUGAAAGCCUUUAUCGCUGAUAUUUUGCUCCGACAGCAACUGCUGUCCUUUUGCUGAAAAAUAAAACGAUAGAUGCAUGGUCUUGCAUAUACUAUGUAUUUUGGCCAUUGUGACUUUGUGAAUGUAUCCGGAUGAGCUAUUUUGUUUUUGCUACAUGUGAAGGCAAUGGUGGAUAAAAAUAUCCUAUAUUCAGGAAAACAAAUUUCAAGUUGUAAAACCUUAGCCAAAUGAGAAGAGGCAAGUUUUAUGUGAUUUUUGUUUUUCCAUUUAAGAGAUUGAUGUUAUGGAAUCAGUA